AUGAACAACGAGCUCGCGUCUUCGGCUCCAAACGGGGCAAAUGCCGAGAAGGAUGUAGGCGCAACAGACUUGGGUACUCACGGAUACCCCGAACACUCUGGUAACGGCAACACUGAGGCCACCUCAAUUGACAAGACCAGUCCUCGUAACCUACAUGGAUGGAAGUGGGGCAUUGCCUACGCUGCCAUGCUCUCCACGACUCUCCUUUUUGCUCUCGAUAACACAAUCGUUGCUAACAUCCAGCCAGCCAUCAUCAACGACUUUGGCCACCUCGAGCUUCUAUCAUGGAUCGGCACCGGCUUCGCCCUGGGUACCAUGUUCAUCCUGCUCUGGGGUAAGGUCUACGGAGUCUUCAACAUCAAGUGGGUCUACAUCUUCAAUAUCUUCCUGUUCGAGGCAGGCAGCGCGCUCUGCGGCGCCGCCCCUAAUAUCGAGGCCCUCAUCAUUGGUCGUGUCAUCGCCGGUGUCGGUGGCUCAGGCAUGUACUCGGGUACUCUGACCUACGUUUCGGUCCUAUCCAACGAACAGGAGAAGCCUGCAUACCUUGCUGGAAGUACCGUCGUUUGGGGCGUCGGUAGCGUUCUCGGUCCUGUGGUUGGCGGUGCCUUUGCAGCAAGCAGUGCCACCUGGAGAUGGGGAUUUUACGUUAACCUGCCUGUCGGCGCUGCAUUCGCCCCAGCCUACUUCCUCCUCUUUCCAAGUGUCGACCCUCACCCCUCCAAGACCCUCGCACAGAAAUUUCGUCUGGUCGACUGGGUCAACGCCGUCAUCUUUCUCGCCGGAUCCGCCUGUCUAACAGUGGUACUAACAUUUGGUGGUGUCGUCUACGCUUUCAAUUCCGGAACCGUCAUCGCGCUGUGGACCGUAACAGGUGUUUUGCUGGUGGCCUUCAUCGUCAUGCUCAAGUUGCAUCCGUUGGUGACCAAAGAGAAUCGUUUAUACCCUCUGCACUUCUUCAAAAAGCUUACCUUGAUCAACAUGCAGCUUCAAGUCUUCUUGUCGUCUGGCAUUAUCUUGGCUAUGACAUACUAUAUCCCGCUCUACUUCCAGUUUGUCAAGGACGAUGGGGCUCUCCAGGCCGGUGUUCGUCUACUUCCGUUAAUCAUGUUCAUGGUCGUUGCAUCCAUGGCCAACGGCUUCUUGAUGCCGAGAUAUGGACUGAUUCCUGUCUGGUACAUUGGGGGAAGUUGUCUCGCGCUGAUUGGGGCCGCUCUAAUGUACACCGUAAACGAGACUACAUCGAAUUCGAAAAUCUACGGCUACAAUAUACUUGUCGGCACCGGCGCCGGUUGCUACAUCGUAGCCGGGUUCGCCAUCGUCCAAUCACUGGUUCCGACCCACGAAAUCGCCAAUGCCGUGGGAGCCAUGACGAUCUGUACGUUCCAGACCUCUGCUCCCUCCAUCAUGCAUAAGGCUAACAAGGAUCGUCAAAUUUUAGCACAAGAUCUCGGUAUGGUUCUCUUUCUGGCCAUCAGCGGCAGUCUCUUCCACAACGUGGCGGUAGACAAGGUCGGCAGGGCGCUCCCAGACGUUUCUCCUGCCGAGAUUGGCAACCUUAUUGCGGGGUCUAGCAGCAGGGCAUUCCAGGCGCUCACAGACGCAGAGAAGGCCCUUGUGAUCCCCGAAAUUUCAAGCGCCAUGACAAGCAUCUGGGCCUUUUUCUUGGCUGCUGCCGCUUUGAGUGUGGUUUGCUCCGUUCCGCUGCUCCAAGCUAAGCUCGGCGGUGGCAAGAAGUCAGAAGCGCUGGUAGCGGCGUAG
Messenger RNA from Colletotrichum fioriniae, 1758 nucleotides. It is a transcript of the gene DEP3, whose product is annotated as Efflux pump dep3. NCBI's taxonomy places the organism in Eukaryota, Fungi, Ascomycota, Sordariomycetes, Glomerellales, Glomerellaceae. Gene Ontology annotation, cellular component: plasma membrane. Gene Ontology annotation, molecular function: transmembrane transporter activity. Gene Ontology annotation, biological process: transmembrane transport. The record is from RefSeq and is a predicted model, not a curated record.